Molecule: messenger RNA, 2940 nt
Organism: Osmia lignaria (orchard mason bee)
Lineage: Eukaryota; Metazoa; Arthropoda; Insecta; Hymenoptera; Megachilidae
Source: RefSeq, a predicted model, not a curated record
GUAUGUAUCAACGUACAUGGUAUCAACGUUUCACGUUCACUAGGAAUUUCCCGAAAGUUUCAUUGGCAUCGAUAUCCUUUGAUAUUUUUCACUUUUAUACAUUUACUUGUUUUCCGCUUCUAUUCUUCUACCCGUUUUCUAUGAAACGAUUCUUUUCUCUAUUACCGAUCCAUUACGACAUAGUUAAUUUUCUUACGGUUCGAUCAAUAUAAGGGACGAUAGCGUAGAAAUUUAGCAAACAAGUAAAGAAAAUGGGAAUGAUACGAGUAGGUUAAAAGGAAAGACAGAGGGUGAUAACGAUGUGUGGGGGUCGAAGCGGAAAGAAAGAGACGAAUCAAGUAGGCAAAAGCAGUAGAGAAAAAAAGGGAGCACAAGUAAGAUCGAGAGGAACGGAUGUGUAUCAGUAUCUUACGAUCUUGGAUGACGAUGUGGGGAAGAGCAAGUAUGGCAGGUGUAAUGGUUCUGAUGUUGGCGUACGUGGUUCGUGGCGAAGGAGGGAUCGGAGAAAUCGGUUCGACCGAUACAGAGGCGGAUAACAUUUUGGAGCGGGCGACUGCGUGGCUAUGGAGUCAGCGUGACAAGGACGCCGGCUGGGGAAACGACACGAAUCGUGUUUUGCUAGUUCUUCGGCUGAGUAAUCUGUCGCGCGAGGAUAACGUGGCUCCUAUAGCUUCGCUCGAGCUGCAACUGAGCAGCAAGCAGAUGGAACUUGAAAUAGUGUUGUUACUUUGGAGGCACAGGGAAGUUGGCUUUUCUCCGGUAAGAUUGGCACGUUACACCCUUGCCUUGAACGCCAUGUGUACGGAUCCAAGACAGUUUCACGGUCACGAUUUGAUCGGUACCCUUCAACAUCACGAACCGCCAACGGAUUACGAAUUUGCUCUGACAACGUUGGCUGCGUGUAACGCACAAGCUCACGUAAGAAAAAGGCAGAUACGUCGAUUAUUGGAUAUCGCGAAUGCCGCUCAAGAUCACAAUGUCGACACCGUUGCGAUGGUGAUCCUAGCUUUAAAGUGUAUCGUUCAGGAUCACAGACAUCGAAAUCUUCAUCAUUUCGUGCGUAAACCAUCGAUCGGUUUGGCGCAGCAACAACGGUUAGACGGUAGUUUCGGAGAUGUUCGUACAACGGCUUUGGUAAUGCAAGCGCUGGAAGAAGCGGAAAACGAGCCGGCCGACAAUUGGAACAGAUCGGCCGCGUUGUCUUGGUUGACUAGCCAGCAACGUGCCGAUGGUUCUUUUGCCGGCGACGUUCGCGUAACCGCCGAAGCUCUUCUCGGCGUGGCUCCACGAGGUUUGGCCAGCAUCAGAACUCUCGAUUGCGGUCAGGGCCUCGCGGAAACGUCACCUCCACGAUUCACUAUCGCUGCUAACGAACCGGUGAUUUCGAACAAUCGUAACGAGAGCGUAGCGACGUUGCUGAUUGCUGGAAAUAAUGCGAGUACCGUGGCUACUGGUACUGGAAACAAUGGAACAAAUGGUAACGCUCGAAAUAGUGGAAACUCUAUAAACAACGUAAACAAUGUAAACAGCGGAAACAACGUGAGAAACACGUUGAAUUCAAACAACACGGAGAACGAUGCGAUCAACGCCGCUGCCGCAGCCGCCGCCACCGCCACCGCCACCGCCACCGCCGCCGCUGCCGUUGCCGCAUCGGUCCCUGUCAUGGUGAACGUUUCGUACACUUUAUGGGUCGGCAGUAAUGUGAACGAAACGUACAGCUUGAUGGUAACAGCUCCUAAGAAUGAAACGUUUUACGAAGUGAUGGUGUUGGCUGCAGAAAUGUCUCCGCAUUUUCAAUUUGUCUCAUCCAAAUGGCCAAACGGACACUACGUUCACGCUAUAGCCGGUUAUAAAGAGGAGCCAAUGUCCUAUCAUUAUUGGUUGUUGUAUCGGCUUACCGCUCUACCAGAUCCUUCUUCACCGCCGGGUAACCAAUUGGUUGCCCCUGGAGGUGUCGACGAUCUACAAAUCAGCGAUGGCGAACAUUAUUUAUUUUGGUAUAAAAAACUAUGAGUAGCAACGAAACGUCGACGUUUAGACGAAAUAAUUGAGAAAUGGAUCGAGCAGGAAGUAAGAACCGUACGGACGAAGGAAACGGAAUCGAGAAGAUGAGAAGGCAAUGAGUAAAAAAGAAAAAAAGAAAAAAAAAGAAAAAAAAAGAAAAAAAGAAAAAAAGACAAAAAGACAAAAAAAGUAUUUAGUUGCUCGGAAACGAAAGCUCACUUUAUUCACUGCCAUCGCUAAACGCAUACGAUAACGUACUAGACAUUUUCCUGGGACGUUUUCAUAUGGUUCAUAGGAAGAUGACAAACAGAUAGAGCUGGCAGUGAUGCGCGUUUAAAAAGCUCUGCUCUAGUGGCCCGUCAUUCAGAUUCAACGCGAAUCGCAUUCGCUCGGAUAAAAGUAAAAGGCGAAAAAUUCUAAAAGAAACAGCACCGGUUUUCGACUGACGCACUCGAACAAAUAACCGACAAACACCAUGCGUACCAGCAUCGUUACAUAUGUAAGCUAAACAGCAUAAUAUUUUCUAUGAAACUGCAAUGCACAACAGGCACGUUGUACCUAUUUGUACGACAUGCGAAUACCGUAUGGCGUACGUGAAUAUCAACGUAACAACUGACAUUUAAUAAAUCCCAUAUCCUAUAUCUAUACAAAGAAUUAGCAAGGAACCCGAUUUCUCGGUAAAUGGCUGCAAGCGCGUUGCUUUACCAUCCUCCAAUACAUACUUGCGCUAGCAGAAAAUAAGACAGAGUAGAGGAGCCAUCGUCAAGCUUACCGUGGUAUCGUCGUCAACGUUUAUUUCCAAGGAAAUACAUCACGAUCAACGGUUUUUCAAUCGAUUUGCCUAAUACUGUAAUCUACAUUCUUUUCUUUUCUUUUCUUUUCUUUUCUUUUUCUCCUUUCAAAUUAAUAAAUAAAAUGUAAUAUAAUGAACAAUUA